This is a messenger RNA of Brassica napus (rape), 1617 nucleotides long. Its product is annotated as RNA-binding protein 24. Lineage: Eukaryota; Viridiplantae; Streptophyta; Magnoliopsida; Brassicales; Brassicaceae. The transcript has 6 exons. Gene Ontology annotation, molecular function: RNA binding. Bases 463 to 1320 code for a protein of 285 amino acids. The record is from RefSeq and is a predicted model, not a curated record.
GUGGAGGAGCUAUAAUGAUAAAACCUGGCAAAUUAGACAGCCAAGACAUACUCAAGUGCUGCCUUGUCACAUCUUUUUCCUUCUUCUUACAAAACCCUCCAAUCCCAAUUCUAACAUCUCAAAACAAUCUUGUUCCUUCUCUCUCUACAUCUCUCUCUCUCUCUCUCCCUCUCUGUUUGCGUAGGGUCGGACCCAAUACGACACUGGAUCAAGGGUUGCGGAUUGCAACCUUUUGAUUGGUCUCACUUCUCUUUGCCCAAUCAAAAACAUCAUUUGAUGAUAUAAAGAAGCCAACUCUGUCCACUGCAAAUCCCUUUCCUUUCUUUUCUAUUCCUCUUCAUUUCUUUCCAUAUUAAAUUUAUUUUUUCAAAUUUAUUUGUUUUGUUGGUGCUGUAUGAUCAACAUCAUCAUCGGAAAACACCAUAUUAUUUGUUAUUAAAUUCUAAUAACUAUUUGAAACAAAUGUCUCAAACUAGCUAUUACCGAUCACCGUUCGGAGACACGACUUACACCAAAGUCUUUGUUGGAGGAUUAGCAUGGGAAACUCCCACCGAAGAGAUGCGUCGUUACUUCGAUCAAUUCGGAGAGAUUCUUGAAGCAGUCAUCAUCACCGAUAAAAAUACUGGCAAAUCUAAAGGCUACGGUUUCGUCACGUUUCGAGAGGCGGACUCUGCGACGAGAGCCGUGGCUGAGCCAAACCCGGUGAUCGACGGAAGAAAAGCAAAUUGUAACAUUGCUUCUUUUGGACGGCCUCGACCAUCGCCACCUCGAGGUCGAGGACAAACAGGAAGUCCGAGUCAGUACCAAAGUGGAGGACCAUCAGCCUAUACUGGGAUGGCUUCACCACUGCCACCGGCUGCAGCUGGCCACCAGCUCAUGUACCCGUCCUAUGGGUACACCUAUAACCCUGAUCAGUUUGGAUACCACCAAGCACUGUACAACACACAGUUGCAACAAGCACAAUACUAUCAGCAGCAGCAACAGCUAUAUGGAGGAGGAGCCACAUCACCAUCAUCAUCAGCAGCCAUCAUGCCUUCUCCUUACUAUUACGGCUAUUCUCUUCAAGCUCCUAGAGUGCCAUACCAACAUCAUCAUCAUCUUCCUCAACCAUAUAACCCUCAACAACAUCAUCAUCAACGGUUUACUUCUCCUUUCCUCGUUUACCCAUCCAAUUCUUCUUUUGCACCUCCACUCCAAGGACCACUAUCUUCUUUCACUGAAUCUGAACCACCAGAACAAGUACUAGCAGAAGGCGAGGCAACAACAGCUGCUGCACCUGAAAUCACAACGGGCAACAAUAAAGAACCAAUUUCUUCUUGAUCUCUUGCGUUUUCCCAAUUUGUACAAUCUUCACAUUUUUUAUCUCUCUCUUCGCUGCACCUGAAAUUACAAACACCUAAUUCAUUUAUUUCUCAACCAGAGCUAUGUGACUUGAGCCCCAAGAAGACGACCCAAGAGUCAAGACUGUCUAUCUCUUUAUAAGACUCUUGUCAUAGUAUUUAUCUCCAUAUUUUUCUGAAGGAAUCUAUACAAACCGUGUCCUUCAUGUUCUUCUUUUUCGUUAUUUUCCAUUCUAAUAAUUUCAACUUUAUGCUAUAUGAUUCAUAUUCUUGCUUU